UCAGAGCACUUCAAGACGACGUCGCAGAAGGUGGCCCGGCGCUACUGGUGGAAGAACAUGAAGCUGCUGAUCAUCCUCGGCAUCGUGGGCACCAUCAUCCUCGUCCUCAUCAUCCUCCUGGCCACCGGCGUCAUCCCCACAUAG
Molecule: messenger RNA, 144 nt
Organism: Mesitornis unicolor (brown roatelo)
Lineage: Eukaryota; Metazoa; Chordata; Aves; Mesitornithiformes; Mesitornithidae
Gene: VAMP8
Product: vesicle-associated membrane protein 8
Exons: 1
Source: RefSeq, a predicted model, not a curated record